AUGAUCAUGAACCAUGCUCUGAUACCACCUUCUGUAACAUCCCCGAUGCGAGCUAGACGCAGCCGCGCCGAGCAGCGUCACAGUGUGUCAAAAUUACCAUCGACGGUCCAUCCUCAAGGCCAAGAACACAUCAAGGCCGAGCUUUUACAAAACACACUGCAAUCUACUCCGGCCUCCUACGUCCAAGCGCCAACUACACCACAGCUACGGUCACCUGCAACAAACAGAGUCAUCAUAACGCUCACUAAGCUACUACCACCAAAACUACGUGGUAAUGGCUUCUAUCAUGCACGGAUCUCCCCUCACCGUGAUAUCCGCGUCAGAGAAACACACAGUAACCCUAACCGGACUCUCACACCGAUUCUUGACACUUCCAUGAUCAAGAACUCGGCCCCCGACUCUCUUGCCAUCGCCGACAAGAGACACCCGGGCUACACCGUCGUGUAG
Messenger RNA from Microthlaspi erraticum, 447 nucleotides. Lineage: Eukaryota; Viridiplantae; Streptophyta; Magnoliopsida; Brassicales; Brassicaceae. The record is from the annotation of a GenBank genome assembly.